AUGGACUUGUCAAACGAGAGGGUAAUCCUCACGUAUGCACCACUAGACCCUGCUGCCUUGCCUGGAGAUGGCUUUUACCUUCAGGUUGUCGCUUGCAUCCGUCGCACGGUGUUGGAGCAGACGCCUACCUACUUGUUAAUAACGCCAGAUCCAUACGAAGAAUUUACCCCGUUGCCUUUCGACGAUCCAGAGUGGGACAGUGAUACUGGUGAUGAGGUCCACAACGCGCAGGAAAACGAACAUGGUGUGUCAUUGUUUGACCUGGAACAGCGAAGUCUGGAGCGGCAAGCUGGCACAGCGGCCGCUGAGGCCAAUGUGAUUAGUGUCGAUGAAGAUACUCCUGAAGAAGAAGGUGCUGAGGAAGAGGGUGGCGACGCAGCCUUGUGGAAUAUGAUAUGUCCUGCUAGCUUGGAGCACUUGCAGAAGCACCCUUCCGACGUCGCGGGCGCAAAGGAAGUCUACAUAGUGCGAGUUCCAUACCGCGUAAGACCCCACGAUGACUGUAUGCCGCUCGUAUGGGAUCUCUGA
Fomitopsis serialis is the source of this 528-nucleotide messenger RNA. RefSeq lists its product as uncharacterized. The record is from RefSeq and is a predicted model, not a curated record. The transcript is spliced from 4 exons. Bases 1 to 528 code for a protein of 175 amino acids. Lineage: Eukaryota; Fungi; Basidiomycota; Agaricomycetes; Polyporales; Fomitopsidaceae.